UUUCUCUUUAAAUACUCACUCACACCCCUCCAAACUCUCUCUUUCUCCCAAUCUCUCUCCUAAAUAUCCUCACCUCUUAGAAAAACAUAAGAGAAAACACAAAUGAGCAACCAUCAUCAACAAAACAACCAACAAGAAUGGCAAGGAGGAGGAGGAAGUAGUAAUAAUAGCAAUAAUAUUGGAGGUGGACCAUGUGGUGCAUGCAAAUAUUUAAGAAGAAAGUGUGUAAAAGGAUGUGUGUUUGCACCCUACUUUGAUUCUGAGCAAGGCACCGCACAUUUCGCCGCCGUGCACAAGGUGUUCGGCGCUAGCAAUGCCUCUAAGCUCCUCCUACGCAUUCCUGCACAUCGCCGUCUCGAUACCGUGGUAACUCUUUGCUAUGAGGCUUUGUCUAGGGUUCGUGAUCCCAUCUAUGGCUGUGUUGCUCACAUUUUCACUCUUCAACAACAGGUUAUGAGUAUGCAAGCAGAAUUAGCCUUUGUACAUGCCAGGCUUUCCACCUUACAACGCCUUCCACCGACGUUUCCUACUGUAGAUCAGACUAAUCCUCAUUGCUGUGUAGAUCAAAUGGCAGCUACUCCAGCCACCACAAACACUAAUGGUACUGUGGCCCCAUGUAUGCCUUCAUUCGACAACAAUGCAUUUCUUUCGCAACCCUCGCUAUCAUCUUUAGCAGCGUCAGCACCAGCAACAGCAUCAGAAUUAGCCAGUUUCUGUAACCUAACUGAUUAUCAUCAGCAUGAUGAUAUGAUAAUUGAGGAUGAUGAUCUCCAAACUUUGACACGCGAAUUCGUGUCUAAGUACCUUCCUGGAGUCAAGUUCAAGUCUGAGCCACACUAAUUAAUUGAAGUGAUUAAUUGUUACUAUUGAUUAAGAAGAAUUAGCAGAUAAUCUUGAUUAAUUUUUUAGCAUCAUCUUAUGCUAAUCUUUUGUAAUAGUAGUAAUGUUCCCUGUAACUGUAUCUUCCUUGUGAGUUGUGACAAACUAAUCUAAAGGUCCUGACGUAAUGGAAUUUUAAUCUCCUAAGCCCUAUAUUAUGUGGGCUGAAAUAGGUGGUGUUUUACUAUGGCUUUUGGGCUGCCAUCAAUGGGCUAGAAUCUGGGAUAUGUUCAAAGAA
This is a messenger RNA of Beta vulgaris subsp. vulgaris (sugar beet), 1117 nucleotides long. Its product is annotated as LOB domain-containing protein 19. NCBI's taxonomy places the organism in Eukaryota, Viridiplantae, Streptophyta, Magnoliopsida, Caryophyllales, Amaranthaceae. Bases 103 to 840 code for a protein of 245 amino acids. Gene Ontology annotation, cellular component: nucleus. Gene Ontology annotation, biological process: positive regulation of DNA-templated transcription; hormone-mediated signaling pathway. The transcript is spliced from 2 exons. The record is from RefSeq and is a predicted model, not a curated record.